AUGGACAAUAUUAUGGCAGAUGUUCCAUUUCCGAAAAUGGGUGACAUGCCGAAAAUCACGCCGAACAAAAUAAUAAAUACAUCUCAACCUAAAAUAGACUGGUCGAUUAAACCAGCAGAAAAAAUAAAAUAUGAUCAGUUAUUUGAUUCUUUGCAACCAGUUGAUGGAGUAAUUCCUGGGAAACAGGUUCGCAGCGUUUUAAUGGAUUCAAAAUUACCUGUUGAGAUAUUAGGAAAAAUUUGGGAUUUAGCGGAUUUAGAUAAAGACGGUAGUUUAAGUCGACACGAAUUUAUGAUCGCAAUGCAUUUGGUUUAUAAAGCUUUAGAACAACACACGAUUCCUAAUGUGUUGCCACCAGAAUUAAUGUCUCUUAACAAAAGAAAAGAUUCUUUAGUAUCUCAAUCAAAUCUUAUUAUGCCAUCUGUAAAGCCUCCUGUACCACCACAGCCUUCGAUACCUCCUUUGCCUAAUAUUCCUCCUCAACCUAGUAGACCCCCUUUACCACCCCAGCCUACUCUUGUACCGCACAUACAAUCACCAUCAUUAAUUUUAAAUCAAAACACAUUAGGAAUGCCACAGUCACAGACAACAUCUUUAAUGGGUUUAAAUUGGGUUGUUUCGGCUGAAGAUAAGGCCAAAGCCGAUGCUUUGUUUCAACUGACUGAUUCCGACAAAGACGGUUUUGUUUCUGGAUCUGAAAUAAAAGAUGUCUUCCUUCAGUCUGGUGUUCCUCAACCAGUAUUAGCUCAUAUUUGGAGUUUAUGUGAUAGAAAUCAAAGCGGAAAAUUAAACAACGAACAGUUUGCGUUAGCGAUGUGGUUAAUAAGUCAGAAAGUAAAAGGCAUUGAACCUCCUGAAAGUCUUACUCCAGAAAUGGUGCCGCCGAGCAUGAGAGGAAAUGUAGACGGUCUCGUAGAGGAAGUAGUAAGUGCUCCAACGUAUUCAAAUCCAGAAUUAGAAUUAAUUGCUACGGAUAUUGAUAAAUUAGUAAAAGAAAAAAAUAUAUUGGAAGCUGACAUAGCUCAAAAAGAGGCUGAUAUAAAGAUAAAGAAUAGCGAAGUUAAAAAUUUGCAAAGCGAAGUCGACACAUUAGCGGCAACAUUAAAACAACUUGAAAAUCAAAAGGGAGAAGCCCAAAAGAGGUUGAACGAUUUGAAAAAUCAGGUUGAAAAACUCAAGAGUCAAGCUGCCGAACAGGAAGAAUCCCUUAAAAGUCAAGAAACGGAAUUGAAUAGUAAAAAGCAAGAGCUUGAAAAUUUGAAACAGGAAGAAACAAGGUUAGAAAAGCUUCAAGAAGAAAAUAAAAAAUUGCUUGAAAAUCUUAGUCAAAAUCUACAAGAGUCUCAACUUCAAAUUAGCCAAGUCAAAGCUAAAAUUACCCAAUUAGAAGAAAUGCAAAGGCAAAUGAAUGAUGCCAUCACUGUUUUCGAAUCUGCAAUAACAUCCGGCGAUGCUACAAUGGUACCGGAUUCUUCUCUGAGUAUUGGCCCCGAUUUUCGAGAUCCGGAAAUAACAAAAUUAACCGUAGUAGAAGAUGAGACCAAAGACAAUACUUUUAGUAAUAUUAAUGGAACCAAUGAAUUCGAUAAUAAAACAUUCCCUGAUGAUGCCUUUUCGAAUCAUAACGUUGAAAAUGCCUUUGGCAAUGAAGAUCCUUUUACUUCAGCUUUCACAGAUUCUAAAAAAUCAAUCGACGACGGAUUCGGAGAUCCUUUUAGUGCAUUAGGAACAACCAACAGCAGCGCUGUGACCAGUAGUGAUCCAUUCGAUCCUUUUGGAGAUGGAAAUCGAAGGUCUGAUGCCAAAACUCCAAUAGAUAUGUCUGACAAAGAUCCAUUUGGCUGUGAUCCUUUUGCUAAUCUUCAUGCUCCCGAAAGACCUACCAAUCCGCCUACUAGACCCGAAAGUCCGAGUCCUGCACUGCCACCAAAGAAGUCAAAACAGCCUCCUCCGAGGCCGGCGCCUCCCAGACCUGUGCAACCCACGAUGAGGGCGGCUCCCGUUCCGCCUACUCCCAGCCCCGAUACCACCACCGUUAGCAGUUCUCAAGAUCCUUUUGGAAACUCGGGGGGUUUUGCUAAUUUUGCUAAUUUUGAUAGCAAGUGUUGUUACCGAAGUACCUGUAACCUCGAUUCCAAUCCUUCUAUCUUCGUAACUAGCCAACCCAAUCUCACAAGAACAUUUCCCGUAUCUCUCCCUCCACCCUCGUCCAAAUUCAAACCCCAGGCGCGAACCGUGUCUAUGUUUUAUACGAUAGAUUUUGAAAAAUUAACAAACAACAAGACGAUAAUGAUGAUUAGACGAAUUCAUCAAAAUCUAUCCAUCAGUAAUUUAAAGAAUUCUACAUUCCUUCAGUUGAAAACGGAACCUAAACCUGGAACAAGAAGGGGCCUUAGACCGGAUUCAAAGGAUUCUCCUCCAAUUUUGAAUAAUCAAACCGAGUCAACGUCUCCGAUUCAAAGUUUACCCGUUCAAAAUCGAUAUGCAUCGUUUGAAUUCACGGAAGAUCCAUUCAAAAACUACAGGUACGACGAUUUGGCCAACAUCGAUCCAUUUGAUGAAGGUACCACCACCACCACCACGACCACGGAUGAUGAUAAAAAGAAAAACAUAUCAGAUAAAAAUUUUUUUAAUUUUUAUGACGAUUCAACAAGUUACGAAAUCCCGAUCGGAAGUGAGAGGGAAACAUUUGAAUCUAGAUUUCCUAAAGUUGACGUUUUCGAUUCGGAAUUUUCAUUCGGAAGUGGGAGAAUAAAAUCAAACGAUGUGCCGCCGCCGCCGCCAUCUUCUUCUUCUUUUAACAAUAAUAAUAAUAAUAAUAAUAGUAAUAAUACAAUAUCGGACAAAGUGAACGGAAACGUAAUUAAUUUGUUUUCGAAUCAUUCCAAACCGCCGGUGUUUAGUGAUAAAAAUUCAAACAUCAUGACGGGUGUUGGUGAUGAUGAUGAUGAUGAUGGGUUUUUUUUUAAAAAGGACGACGAUAAAAAAAUGAAUAAAAAUUUAAAAUCAAACGAAUUGUUGUUGAUUCGGGGAAGGGAAAAGGAAAACAAAUUUGACGUUGAGAAAACUUUGCCGAAAGAAGAAUUUCAAAUGGCUUGGGCGGCAAAAGAAAGUUUAAGAUUGGAAGAGGAAAGAUUAAAACAAGAAGCUCAAGAAAAAGCCGAUUACGAAUAUGCUUUAGCGCUAAGUAAAAAAGAUAGCAACGCAAAAGAUAAAAGGACAAUCAAAAAUUUAUUAAAAUUGGGGAGAAGCAACAACAGCAACAACAACAACAACAACAACACUCCAGCUGCUUGA
Pediculus humanus corporis (human body louse) is the source of this 3297-nucleotide messenger RNA. Its product is annotated as eps-15, putative. NCBI's taxonomy places the organism in Eukaryota, Metazoa, Arthropoda, Insecta, Psocodea, Pediculidae. Gene Ontology annotation, molecular function: protein binding; calcium ion binding. The transcript is spliced from 15 exons. Gene Ontology annotation, cellular component: plasma membrane; cytoplasm. The record is from RefSeq and is a predicted model, not a curated record. Bases 1 to 3297 code for a protein of 1098 amino acids. Gene Ontology annotation, biological process: endocytosis; endosomal transport.